Molecule: messenger RNA, 1945 nt
Organism: Drosophila gunungcola (fruit fly)
Lineage: Eukaryota; Metazoa; Arthropoda; Insecta; Diptera; Drosophilidae
Exons: 2
Coding region: 943-1860 (305 amino acids)
Source: RefSeq, a predicted model, not a curated record
AGUGCAAAACGAAGCACUGAAGGUGUCAGUUGGGCUCCCGACGGUUCUACUUUUUAGCUCCCACAGCCAAACACAACUCUCAGCGAUUUUGACGCAAAUUUUGAACCAUAGCAAAUUAGCAUUCAGCUAACAUGUGUUUGACUGUCACUCUGGAAAAGCCCAAACCUUCCCCUUCUCCUCCAUUUCCCACAUUUCCCAGUUAAGUGUGUCACAUUAAAUGAUACGCAACGCUUGACACCAAAAUGAGCGAAAGAAGCAAACUAAAACCGAACGCCAAGGAAAUGGAGGAAUAUAGGGAAAAGGACACAUGAGCACAUGACGCUAUUCCAGACUUUAUUAAUGAGUUGCUGGGGGAAAAUCAAUACGGAAAAUUGCAACCAACUUAAAUCACAGAAACUACGAUACUGUAAAAGAGGAAUAAAAGGCUGUAAACUUAAUUUAUUUAUUGAAAAUGAGAUAUAAAUUUUGUUUACUCCUAAUGUAACGCUAUUUUUGUGAGGCAAUGUGCAUAUGCAAAUCGAGGGCCACACAACGGAAGUUGAUUUCAAGUUUCUUUAACCCGAGGGAUAGACAAAGGUUUUAUGUGAGGGCAAAAAAUACAAAAAGAAAAGCGAAGGGGCAAAGCAAAUAUAAGUUGGCUGAAGACAAACAAACAGGCAGAGGGCAAGUCAAGAGGUGACAGGAAACAGGAGGCGGAACGUGCUCAAGUUCGGUAGCCAUAUACGAGGUGGACAAGUAGGCCUUGCCCCGACUCCACAGAUUGUGACAAUACGAAAUCCGUUCGUUUUCCCCCCCAGUGCGAGUCAACCCGUCAAGCCGAGACAUUCGAUUUCUAAAUAUUCUGUAAAAAUCCCUCCCGAAAUCACACCAAAAAAUUUCCAGUUAAAGCAGGUCGUAGCGAAGUGUGAGAUUUGUUAGCCCAAAUACAAACACAGCAAAAUUAUGCUCAAGUCCAAGCAGCUAUCGUCUACAAAAGGAGUUAAAGCUCUGGUAAAAACCCAAGUUUUUAAUGCCGCUAAGACCAAGCCAAAGGUGCAGCAGAACAACAGCUUGAAGGUAAAGCAGAAAACUGUGAAGACGCAACCGAAAACCAUAAAAAUCCAGUCGAAAACUUUGAAGAAACAGUCAAAAAUGUUGAAGGUUCAAACGAAAGGCUUGAAGAUACAGCAAAAUUCAUUAAAGAUGCACCAGAAGAAUCCUGUGAAAAAACUUAUUCGGCGUUCUCCCCUGAUGCGUGCCGCCCUGCAACCCACGAUAAUGGGUUCCCACAAAGGAAAGCCGCCGGUCAAGUCGCAGGUGACCUUUAAGAAGUCCCACCGCCAAUCGCUGGAUGCUCUGCAAUCUCUGGGAAUGUCCCGCCGGACCAAGCUAAUAGAUGCCAGUCCCCUGAAGAAAAACCCGGCCACUCCGGUGCUCUUUCUAAUCAAGGACUCCAAGGGAAAGAAAGAAAGCGGCCAGAAGAAAUCUUCAAGUGGAGGCAGGAAGCAACAUUUGCCAAAGAUGGACCCAAGGUCGAUGUCCAGAAGCGUGACGAGGGCCUCCGAGGGUGUGGACUUCUUCUAUAAUCUUGGCAUGAGGAUGCAGCCAGAGAAGCCGAAGGAUCAACAAGUGCGACUGCGAGGAAAUGCUGCAUUUGAGGGAAGAUUGGAAGGAGGACAAGGACAUCGACCAGGAUCAGCAAGGACCAAUCCUGGCCUCGCCGCCAUCGUUGGUGGCUCCUCCGUUGGCAUGUCCGCCAAGGAUGUGGUGGUGCCGCUGACCAACCGACUGCCCAUCAUCGACUUCAUUUCCACCUAUGAGUUUCAGAAUAUGUAUGCCACUACGAGCCGGAAACCGCAGACACGCAGUUUUGUCCAUUGAUUGGCGAUGGACCAUAUUUAGUGAACAGUGACCAGUGGAUUCUCGGCUUAAUAUAUGUUCAAUUCUUUUUUUCAAGUAUAAAUAA